Molecule: messenger RNA, 1305 nt
Organism: Paraphaeosphaeria sporulosa
Lineage: Eukaryota; Fungi; Ascomycota; Dothideomycetes; Pleosporales; Didymosphaeriaceae
Product: arad-like aldolase/epimerase
Exons: 4
Coding region: 61-1026 (321 amino acids)
Cellular component (GO): cytoskeleton
Molecular function (GO): actin filament binding
Source: RefSeq, a predicted model, not a curated record
CUCAAACCUCGUCUGUGCUCCUUCCUUGACCUCGACUCCUGCGUCAAUUGCUCCCUGAGAAUGGCUCAAACAUCGCGUCUCCUCUCCCGUUCUUUCGGCCUCGCUUCGCGUCCCAUGCGACAGCCUUUCCCGACGCGUUACUCCCAUCCCCGCACCCUCGCCACAGUGACCCCCACACUCCCACGCGUCGACCAUGCACAGUCUAGCGACAACCAGACAGUCGCAGCCAUGGGCCGGACAGCGUCUGGAAAAGACCUGCAAAUUAGGAAAUAUCCGACGUUUGAACGCAAAGAGGACGAGAGACUGUAUAGGAAGCAACAUCUUGCCGCAGCGUAUCGCGUGUUUGCUGAGCGGGGAUUUGACGAGGGUGUUGCGGGACAUAUCUCUGUGAGAGACCCGGUCUGGGAGGAUCACUUCUGGCUGAAUCCCCUCUCUACCCAUUUCUCCCAAAUCCGCGUCUCGGACCUUAUCCUCGUCAAUGAGGAAGGCACCGUCGUGCAGGGCGACCAGCCUAUCAACGCAGCCGCCUUCGCUAUCCACAGCGCCAUCCACAGGCGAAGACCAGAUGUACAUGCAGCAUGUCACGCUCACUCCGUCUACGGCAAAGCAUGGAGUGUCUUCGGCAAAGAACUGGACAUGAUCACGCAGGACAGCAUUCGCUUCUACAAGAGCCAUGGGGUCUAUAAGCAAUUCGGAGGCGUAGUGCUGGCUAGUGAAGAGGGUGAGAGGAUUGCGGAUGCGCUCGGCAACGGCAAAGCUGCCAUCCUUCAAAACCACGGCAUCUUGACCGUCGGCCAGACUGUCGACGAAGCAGCCUUCUGGUUUCUCUCGCUCGACAAGACGUGCCAGACACAGCUGCUCGUUGACGCGGCCGCGGCGGGAAACGGGCUCGAGAAGAAGAUUAUCGCGGAUAAGGAAGCGUCGGAAACGUAUGGGAAUGUCGGGACGCCGGAGAAGGGGUGGUUGGCGUUCCAGGGGUACUAUGAUGAGAUCCUAGUAAAGACGGGUGGAGAUUUUCUGCGGUAGUGAGGGUAUGUGAGAAAGUUCUGGGGGUGAUAGGAUUUGAGAGAGAAUGUAGAGAUAUUGAUGAUUGGGAUUCCGUGGCUAAGGUUCAGCAAGGUCUCUAGUACGAGGCCUACUUACUCUGAGCUUUCCUCAAUUGAAUCGCUUGCUCACUCCGGCUACAGACGCGUUGGCGGGCAGUCGGUCCCCGGCAUAUACUCGAAUGCGUCUUUUCGACACCAUCCAUCGCCCUGCCCAGUCGCCGUUGAAUUGAUGUAGCAGGACGUCUCCACGGAUAGAUAU